AUGACUGAUUAUCGUUUUACACUACCGAGCAAGGAUUGUCUGAGGCAUUUUCACAAUGUGGCCAAGUUGUUGAAGGUACAUCGAUUCCACAUGUUAUACGCUCUUCCUCAAAUAGUCAUGGAUAGAGUCUCUGACAGAUCCAAAGGUUUCGGUUUUGUGACAUUUGCUUCCGAUGAUGAAGCUCGCAAGGCUUUGAUGGAGUUUAACGGACAGCAAUUAAACGGCCGUGUAAUAUUUGUGGACUACGCAAAGGCGAAGCCAAAUUUUGGUGGCGGCGGUGGCUUACCAAUAGCUAGAGGACCACCUGAGCCAGUGGUAGUAGCUGACACGACAUCUGAAACAUUGAAAAGUGACGAACCGAAAUGAAAAUAUGUAGCCAGAAAGCAGAGAAAGCUCCGGUAGAUUUGUUAAUCUGAAAGCACUUUCAGAAGUGUUGUUGGUGGUUGGUUUGCUCUUAGUUUAUGUGUAGAGACAUGAGCAAGCUUCAGUAUUAGCUUUCUACUUGCUCUUUGCUUCUUUAUGAUAACUGGGAUGGUCUUUCAUUAGAUGGAAUUGUAGCAGAUGCAAUUAUCACAUCAAAAAAGAGAAGAAGUAUUACAGAAGAGUGUCAAAUUCAUCAAAUGUAUCGGUUCGAAGCCGA
Molecule: messenger RNA, 640 nt
Organism: Thlaspi arvense
Lineage: Eukaryota; Viridiplantae; Streptophyta; Magnoliopsida; Brassicales; Brassicaceae
Source: the annotation of a GenBank genome assembly